CUUGAGCCCACCCCUGUCCAAUUCAGCCAAUCGUAACGCCUACCGUUAGCUCCUCGGGGCCUCUGCCAAUUUUCUUGAGCUCUGUCUGCCAUAUCGCAUCGCUUCGCAUCUCAUCGUCACGUCCUCAGCCCGACCCGACCAGCACACCCACCCCGCAAAGUCACGGUACGCAGUCGCGAAUCCGACAAUGGCGACUGCAAGCCGGACCAUGUCGCCCGGCGGCGCCCUCCUCCGGGCAUCGCGCAUGUUCUCGCUGCCGCAGGCGAUCCCAGGCCCGCCGGGCGACUACCAGGCGGCCACCAGCUACAACUCCGACACGGCGACCCAGGCCUUCCCGACCCUGCAGACCGUCACGGCCCCCGAGGCCUUCCGCCAGCGCGGCGACUGGGGCUUCAAGCGCAACCUCCCCCUGCGGUCCACCGCCAAGACCAGCACGCCCUACCUGCGCGUCAAGCAGGUCGACUCGAUGGAGCACGUCACCGACUUCGCCUCGGCCGCCGACCACACCCUGUCGCUGGAGAAGUGGCAGGAGAUGAACAUCGCCAUCAACCUGCCGCACCACAUCCCCGACACGCCCACCGCCACCAUCUCGCAGAUGGACAUGAAGCCCGAGUCCGUCUUCGAGAGCAAGUACGACUUCACCGCCCUCGACAGCGACAAGAAGACGCAGGCCGGCCAGAUGCGGUGGAAGUACGGCGGCCCCUGGCUCGCCAGCAUGACCGAGGGCGAGUUCCAGAAGUACAUCAAGAAGGUCGUGCGGCCGAGGAAGGCCGAGUUCCGCCACUUCCUGCGCGAGCAGCUCGCCGCCAGGCUGACGCGGGACAACAAGGCCCACGCGACCGAGGUGGGAGGCGAUGAGGCCAGCGCGGCCGUGAAGGAGGUGGGGGCGGCCGACAUCACCGAGGAACAGCUCACCGACUACCUGCGGGAGCUGCGCCAGGACCGCCACGGCCUCAUGGACCUCGUCGGCGGGUUCCUGGACCUCGCGCCCAUCGAGGCGCCGCAGUACGCGGACCAGCUCGGCAGCCUGGCACCACAGCAGACCAGGACGCUCGACAGGGAAAACCCGUACGCGCUCCACGGGCCCCCCAUCACACACCCCUCGGCCGGCCUGUCCUACCUGCGGACGUCGGCCUACAUAGACAACCACCCCGCCUACGGCCCGCUCAAGGUCCACCCGCCCGUCAAGGGCCGCGUCUUCGUGUCGAGCGCCGACGUCGCCAGGAUCGGCAAGAGCGGCACCCUGGGCGUCGGCGGCUUCGUCGUCGGGGGCAAGCAGGCCGACAGGGAGUCCCUCCGCAACACCAACGCCAACAGGAUCGCCUUCGACCCGUCCGCCAGGGGCGGCCAGAAGCUGUGGGCGCAGAUCUACUCGGCCCAGGUCAACUCCAAGGGCCGGGUCCUGCUGCACGCCGAGGAGGCGGACAACACCUCGAGGAUGGUGCAGGAGGAGAUGGUGGGCGAGAAACAGCUCUUCCACGGCAGGGCGGUCGAGGGCGCUAGGAAGCACAGGCUGCCCAUGCUAAGGGGCCCAAUGUCGUCGGCCAGGCUGGGGAAGGGGUCCAGAUAUGCCAAUGCGAAGUUCACGACGGGGACGCGCGAGGGGUACGGCAUGUCAAACGAAGGGCAAUAACGCGGGCAUGGACAGUUUGCUGUGGGGUUUGAGCAUUUCGAGUCCUUCCGUGCCCCCUUAAGCCUGUCUGGUUUAUUGUAGAGCUGCGGGCAUGCCUGGGAGCGGCGAAAGAAUAGAUGUGAGGGCCUGUAUAUCAAGUAGAAAUGUAAAAUUGAUCCUAAGCAAGCAGUGACCAGUGUUUGCACAAUUUGUCUUUGCAAACCCAUACAUAAUUGGCUGGAGUGCAAUCCAAAGAGCACUUGAACCGUUGCCACCCUUUACAACGGGUUUCAAUAUUAUUGCUGUUCAGAU
Diaporthe batatas is the source of this 1924-nucleotide messenger RNA. RefSeq lists its product as uncharacterized. Gene Ontology annotation, molecular function: structural constituent of ribosome. Gene Ontology annotation, cellular component: mitochondrial small ribosomal subunit. The record is from RefSeq and is a predicted model, not a curated record. The transcript has a single exon. The coding region runs from base 188 to 1633 and encodes 481 amino acids. NCBI's taxonomy places the organism in Eukaryota, Fungi, Ascomycota, Sordariomycetes, Diaporthales, Diaporthaceae. Gene Ontology annotation, biological process: mitochondrial translational initiation.